AUGUCGUCCACGGUCGGGAGCGGCAGCGGCCUUCGCCCGCUGGCCGCGGCGGCGUCGGCGCCGGCGGUGGAGGACACGAGCAGCCACUGGGCGCCGCACGGGCCGGUGCUGACGGCCUGCGUCGUGGGCAUCAACGUGCUCAUGAUCCUCCUCAUCUUAUUCUUCUGGCGGUACUUCUCCGGGAAACGAGGGCCGUCCGCGUCAACCGGCGCCGGCGACGACGACGACGACGCGUCGUCAUCCGCGUCGCUGCCCGUGGCCUCCCCGUGGGCAUGGGCGGCGUCCCGCCAUCGGCGCAGCAGAAAGGACCACGGCUUGCAGCCGGUCGACGACGUGGCGUCGGCGCUGCCCGUGUACGUGUACUCCAGCAGUGCCGGCGCCGGCGAUGAAAGCGGGAAGGCCCCCGAGUGCGCGGUGUGCAUCGUGGAGCUCCGCGACGGCGACUCGGCGCGCCUCCUCCCGCGCUGCGGGCACCGGUUCCACGCCGACUGCGUGGGCGCGUGGCUGCGGCUCGACGCCACGUGCCCGCUUUGCCGUGCCAGCGUCGUGGCCCCCAGAGCCGCCGCCGCCGAUGAGUCCAGCAGGGACGCCAAGGACGAUGGCGGCGGCGGCGGCGCGGAUUGUCCCGUGUGA
Messenger RNA from Miscanthus lutarioriparius, 633 nucleotides. Lineage: Eukaryota; Viridiplantae; Streptophyta; Magnoliopsida; Poales; Poaceae. The record is from the annotation of a GenBank genome assembly.